This is a messenger RNA of Arabidopsis thaliana (thale cress), 695 nucleotides long. RefSeq names its product 60S ribosomal protein L18. Gene Ontology annotation, molecular function: mRNA binding; structural constituent of ribosome. The annotation marks the transcript as partial. Gene Ontology annotation, cellular component: ribosome. NCBI's taxonomy places the organism in Eukaryota, Viridiplantae, Streptophyta, Magnoliopsida, Brassicales, Brassicaceae. Gene Ontology annotation, biological process: translation. The record is from RefSeq and is marked reviewed. The transcript is spliced from 4 exons.
AUCGAUUUGAUAGCCGGAGGUAAGAGCAAGAAGACGAAACGUACUGAGCCUAAAUCCGACGAUGUCUAUCUCAAGCUCCUUGUCAAGGCGAACCGAUAUCUGGUGAGGAGAACAGAAAGCAAGUUCAAUGCCGUGAUUUUGAAGCGUUUGUUCAUGAGCAAAGUGAACAAAGCGCCACUGUCUCUCUCUCGUCUGGUCCGAUACAUGGACGGAAAGGAUGGAAAGAUUGCUGUUAUUGUUGGUACUGUGACUGAUGAUGUUAGAAUCGAAGAUGUUCCGGCUCUUACAGUUACUGCAUUGAGGUUCACUGAGAGCGCUAGAGCUAGGAUCCACAAGGCUGGUGGAGAGUGCCUCACUUUUGAUCAGCUCGCUCUUCCGUGCCCCACUUGGUCAGAGAACACGGUUCUGCUUAGAGGUCCUAAGAACACACGUGAAGCAGUGAAGCACUUUGGACCAGCUCCUGGUGUGCCUCACAGCCACACCAAACCGUAUGUACGUCAAACUGGUAAAAAAAUUGAGAUAGCAAGAGGAAGAAGAAGGAGCAGAGGUUUCAAGGUCUAAGCCUAGCUACGAAACUUCAUGGUCAGUCUGUGUAUGACUUGAGUUUAUCUUUUAACUAUUAUGGAUUAUACUUUUACAUUGCUAUAAUGAUAUAUAUAUAUGAAAACUAAGUAGGAGAAAAUCUUUCUCUCUUU